Molecule: messenger RNA, 1484 nt
Organism: Argiope bruennichi
Lineage: Eukaryota; Metazoa; Arthropoda; Arachnida; Araneae; Araneidae
Exons: 7
Coding region: 74-1369 (431 amino acids)
Molecular function (GO): oxidoreductase activity, acting on a sulfur group of donors, disulfide as acceptor
Source: RefSeq, a predicted model, not a curated record
UCUGAGGCCGCGAAAGGAACCGGACGUUUUAGCGAUCCGUCGACAAAACGAGUCUUCUUACUUAGCGCAGACGAUGUUUUUAUUUACAUCUGAAAACAUGUGGUGGUUCGUACUCGGAUGUGUGACUUUAUUGCAUUUCCAGAAUGCAAAAGCACAAGGUGUCUAUGAAUUUCCUGGAAGAUUCAGCGUGAACCGGUCAUACGCAGUGUAUCCAAACAAUCCUACUUAUGAAAGAGUCUAUUCCAGUAAUACUGGUAAUGGAAGAAUCUAUCAAAGUGGGAGUGGCAUAACUAGAGUAGUCUACCCAAGCUAUAGAGGUACAGGAUGGGUCUACCAAGACAGUGUUUCUUCUGGAGGAGUCUAUCCAAACUAUGGUAUCAGAAGAAUAAUGUAUCCGACGAAUGGUGUAGCAUAUUCAAAUAAUGCUGCCAACAGACCAGCUUACCCAAUCAAUGGUGCUGCCAAUAUACCAUAUCAAAGCAAUAGCCGUGUUGGAAUUGUGAAUCCGAAUGUUGCCAGUGGAACUACUUAUUCAAAUAGUGGCGUUGUAAGUACACCAUAUCAAAGCAACAGAGGUACUGGAAUAGUUUAUCCAAACAAUGGUGCUGUUGGUACAUCAUAUCAAACCCCAAACAGUAUUGGAGAUAGAAAUCCGAAUAAUGUUGCUGGAUCAAUCAACCCGAACACAAAUUCUGUAGGCGGAACAUAUCCUAAUUCAAAUAGUGGUGGAUCAGUAAGACCAAAUACUAAUACUGUAAGAGGAACCAAUCCAGAUUCUAGUGGAACCAGAAUUUUUACACCUUCAUCAUCACAGCAGCAAAAAGUUCAUCUGGAUGUCUAUUAUGAGACAAAUUGUCCAGACAGCAAGCGAUUUAUAACAGAUCAGCUGACUCCAGUUUACAGAGAUUUCAAAGAUAUUCUCGAAAUUCGUUUGGUACCUUUUGGGAAAGCUCAGGCCUUUUAUGAUGCUAACUCCAAACAAUAUCAAUUCCGAUGUCAUCAUGGUCCGGCUGAAUGCUAUGGAAAUACAGUACAGGGCUGUUCUAUGUCUUUUUAUCCCGAUAUUGAAACACAUCUAAAUUUCAUCGACUGCAUGGAGGCAUAUCCACGACCAUCAGACAGUGGACAAAAAUGCGCUCGAAGGCAAAGUCUGGAUUGGAAGUCUCUCUCUAAAUGUGUAGAUGGUGAAGAAGGCAAACGAAUUCUCUAUAGGAAUGGAGAAUUAACGAAAGCAUUGCAACCACCUGUGACCUUUGUCCCUUGGAUUAAUAUUAAUAGGGUACAUACAAAUGAAAUCCAGAGACGCUCAUUACAAGAUUUGAAAUCUGUUGUGUGUGAAGCUUAUAAAGCCACACAUCCCAAGUGCUAAACAAGAGAACUUGACAGGAUAAGAAAUAUUCUGCCAAAAUUUUUGUUUAUUUAUAAUUUUUUAAUGUGUAUUGUCAAGUACAAUUUUUUUUGUAAUAAAAAUUUUAAAUAACAUA